GAGGUCACCAUCCAUACCGCCAUGGCUGCGCCCGCCCGCCGUCUGUGCCACAUCGCCUUCCACGUGCCCGCGGGGCAGCCCCUCGCCCAGGAUCUGCAGCGCCUCUUCGGCUUCCAGCCCUUGGCGGCGCGGGAGGCAGACGGCUGGCGGCAGCUGGCCCUGCGCAGCGGCGACGCAGUCUUUUUGGUGAACGAGGGCGGGGGGCGCGGGGAGCCGCUGUACGGCUUGGACCCGCGUCAUGCCGUGCCCAGCGCCGCCAACCUGUGCUUCGACGUGGCGGACGCGAGCGCCGCCACCCGGGCGCUGUCCGCGCGAGGCUGCAGCGUGCCAGUGCCCCCUGUUAGCGUGCGGGAUGCGCAGGGCACGGCCACCUACGCCGUGGUCAGCUCACCUGCAGGCAACCUCAGCCUCACACUGCUGGAGCGCGCCGCCUUCCGCGGGCCCUUUCUGCCCGGCUUUGGACCAGUACCCUCCGCAACCGGCCCGGGCUGGGUCAGCCACGUGGACCACCUGACCCUGGCCUGCACCCCCGGCAGCUCCCCAACACUGAUGCGCUGGUUCCACGACUGUCUAGGCUUUCGCCACCUGCCACUGAGCCCAGGUGAGGAUCCAGAGCUGGGCCUCGAGGUGGCAGCAGGGUCUGGACGCGGGGGGCUGAAGCUUACCGCCCUGCAAAUCCCCCCAGGCAGCGCCGUCCCCACCCUUCUGCUGGCGGAAUCCCUGCUAGGGGCCGCCAACGGACAGGACCAGAUAGAGCAGUUUCUGGCCCGGCACAGGGGGCCGGGCCUGCAGCACGUAGGGCUGUACACGCCCCACAUCCUGGAAGCCACUGAGGGGGUGGCCGUGGCUGGGGGGCAGCUCCUGACUCCUCCUUCGGCCUACUAUCUGCAGCCGGGAAAGGAAAGACAGAUCCUAGCUGCGGGGCAUGAGCCUAGCCAGCUGGCCCGACGGGGAAUCCUGCUAGAUGGCGAUAAAGGCAAGUUUUUACUUCAGGUCUUCACCAAGUCCCUCUUCGCAGAGGACACCUUCUUCCUGGAGCUGAUUCAGAGGCAGGGGGCCACAGGAUUUGGCCAGGGCAACAUCCGGGCCCUGUGGGAGUCGGUGCAGGAGCAAGCUGCCAGGGGCUGAGAAGCCUGAGGGCUGGAACUGGGUGCUGUCACCUC
Ceratotherium simum simum (southern white rhinoceros) is the source of this 1163-nucleotide messenger RNA. RefSeq names its product 4-hydroxyphenylpyruvate dioxygenase like (gene HPDL). NCBI's taxonomy places the organism in Eukaryota, Metazoa, Chordata, Mammalia, Perissodactyla, Rhinocerotidae. The record is from RefSeq and is a predicted model, not a curated record. Gene Ontology annotation, molecular function: 4-hydroxyphenylpyruvate dioxygenase activity. Gene Ontology annotation, biological process: aromatic amino acid metabolic process.